ACAGUCCACCAUUGAUCUGUUUGAACACCAAACCCCACACCCGUUCGUGAUUGCCGAGCGUCCUUAUAACACCCUUUCUUUCUUUCUUUCUUUCAUUCAUUCUAUCAUCAUCUAUCCAUAUUUGCACAAACACUCACACUCGUAGAGAGAGAGAGAACAGAAAACCAAAAGCCACUUCCACUGUUUAUAGAGAGAGACACCCCAAAAAAAGAAAGAAAAGGAAAACCCUAAUGAUGAUGGAUCAGGGACAAGGAAGAGAAAACUUGCUUCUUCAGAAAACCGAGGCCUGUGCCUUCGUGGCAGGUGUUGACGCUCACGACCUUCUUCCCUCUUCUGUCACCGUUCAAGGGAACAACACCAACACCAACAGGAUCAUAACUACUACCAUUCUCCAUAACGGGUCAUCAUCGGAACCGGGUCGGAUCCUCCAUCAUCAUGAUAUUCAGUACCAGCAGGAGCAGGAGCAGGAGCAGGAGGUUGGGCUUGUUGCCACCUUUGGAAACGUGCAUAGGAAGAGGAGAAUGGCUAGGAUGAGGAGGAGGUCCUCACCAACACUGAUGCACCUUCAGUUCCACGCUAACACCACCACCCCCACCACUACUCUUUUUCCACCUCUUUCUUCUUCAGGGCAAUCUUCUGAUACACCACCACCACCACCACCACCGACACUUUCUCCUCCUCCUCUUCUUCUUCCUUCUGCUGCUGUUGGUCCUUCCACUACUACUAAUACCUCCCCUCACGUGCCUACUCAUAAUCCCGCACGUGUAAUUGAUCAUACAAGCUUGAGAUUCCUUUUUCAAAAGGAGUUAAAGAACAGUGAUGUUAGUUCUCUCAGGAGGAUGGUAUUGCCAAAGAAAGCAGCAGAGGCUUUUCUUCCUCCUCUUGAAUCAAAGGAAGGAAUUCUUAUCAGCAUGGAUGACCUCGAUGGCAUUCAUGUUUGGAGUUUUAAGUACAGAUUUUGGCCCAACAAUAAUAGUCGCAUGUACGUCCUUGAAAACACUGGAGAAUUUGUUAACGCACAUGCUCUUCGGAUGGGAGAUUCUAUUAUGGUUUACCAAGAUAGUCGAAAUCAUAAUUAUGUCAUUCAAGCAAAGAAAGUUUCUGAUCAAGAUGAAUUUAUGGAAGAAACUAGCGACAUGGCAAAUGAUAUCUUCCUUAAUGAUUACGAAGUUAGCAAACCUGGUUGUUUCAGCUUGACUUACCCAGCUUUGAAUGACACUACAGGCAUGUCAUUCAUAUAUGAGACUACAUUCUCAAAUGAUAGUCCUCUUGACUUUUUGGGCGGAUCAAUGACUAAUUUUUCAAGGAUCGGCCCAACUGAAACCUUUGGUUCUGUUGAAAAUUUGUCACUUGAUGACUUCUACUAAAUGUGGUUAGUAUGUAUAAGAAGCUGCAGCCAAAGCCUUAAUAAUAUGGUACAAGAGAAGUACUUUAAUUUUGAGUGUGGGUUUGUUCAAUAUGCUACUAAACAAAAGUUAAAACUCGCUCUGUUUUCUUGUAUUUAUUUAUUUUGUUGUUUGUUUUGAUCAUGAUUUUGUGUAGAAUAAAAGAGUAGCAGGUGGACAUAUAAUGUACUAUGUUCUUCUCUCUGGCUACUCUAUCAUGUAUUAUGUUAUCUAUAAGUUUUUGCCAGAAUCUACAUAUAAAUAAGAUCUGAAUGUUUAUUAUGAA
Molecule: messenger RNA, 1671 nt
Organism: Arachis duranensis
Lineage: Eukaryota; Viridiplantae; Streptophyta; Magnoliopsida; Fabales; Fabaceae
Product: B3 domain-containing transcription factor FUS3
Exons: 6
Coding region: 231-1367 (378 amino acids)
Molecular function (GO): DNA binding; DNA-binding transcription factor activity
Source: RefSeq, a predicted model, not a curated record